GGUCGGUUUCCCGCCUGCUGAUCCUCCCACGGCCCUGCCCACCUUCCCCACGGUCAGCUUGUGUGCGAGCGCACUGCCGCACCGACCUGUUCCCGGGCACACUCUGGGUCUGUUAACCUGCAGGAUUACUGAGAUAAUUUUUUUGAGAAGGACGUUUCUGUACUGCCGAACUUCUUUUUUAAAAAGUGUGAGACUUCUGAUUUGGUGCAAUGGAGAAAUUUCUGGUAGAAUAUAAAAGUGCAGUGGAGAAGAAAUUGGCCGAGUACAAAUGUAACACCAACACAGCGAUCGAACUGAAAUUAGUUCGUUUUCCUGAAGAUCUUGAGAAUGACAUUAGAACUUUCUUUCCUGAAUAUACCCAUCAGCUCUUUGGGGAUGAUGAAACUGCUUUUGGUUACAAAGGUCUGAAGAUCCUGCUGUACUAUAUUGCUGGUAGCCUGUCAACAAUGUUCCGUGUUGAAUAUGCAUCUAAAGUUGAUGAGAACUUUGACUGUGUGGAGGCAGAUGAUGUUGAAGGGAAAAUCAGACAAAUCAUCCCACCUGGGUUUUGCACAAACACAAAUGAUUUUCUUUCUUUGCUGGAAAAGGAAGCUGAUUUCAAGCCGUUUGGAACCCUACUCCAUACAUACUCAGUUUCUUGUCCAACAGGAGGAGAAAACUUUACUUUUCAGAUCUAUAAGGCUGACAUGACAUGUAGAGGCUUUCGAGAAUAUCAUGAAAGGCUUCAGACCUUUUUGAUGUGGUUUAUUGAAACUGCUAGCUUUAUUGACGUGGAUGAUGAAAGAUGGCACUACUUUCUAGUAUUUGAGAAGUAUAAUAAGGAUGGAGCUACGCUCUUUGCGACCGUAGGCUACAUGACAGUCUAUAAUUACUAUGUGUACCCAGACAAAACCCGGCCACGUGUAAGUCAGAUGCUGAUACUGACUCCAUUUCAAGGUCAGGGCCAUGGUGCUCAACUUCUUGAAACAGUUCAUAGAUACUACAUUGCAUCUCCUUCAGUUCUUGAUAUUACAGCUGAAGAUCCAUCCAAAAGCUAUGUGAAACUAAGAGACUUCGUGCUUGUGAAGCUUUGUCAAGAUUUGCCCUGUUUCUCCCGGGAAAGAUUAAUGCAAGGAUUCAAUGAAGAUAUGGCGAUACAAGCACAGCAGAAGUUCAAAAUAAAUAAGCAACAUGCUAGACGGGUUUAUGAAAUUCUCCGACUGCUCGUAACUGACAUGAGUGAUGCUGAACAAUACAGAAGCUACAGACUGGACAUUAAAAAACGACUAAUUAGCCCUUACAAGAAAAAGCAGAGAGAUCUUGCCAAGAUGAGGAAAUGCCUGAGGCCAGAAGAGCUGACCAACCAGAUGAACCAGAUAGAAAUAAGCGUGCAGCACGAGCUGCUGGAAGAGCGCUUCCAGGAGCUGGUGGAGGACUACCGGCGUGUCAUUGAGCGACUCGCUCAGGAGUGAAGCCCCCGCUCCCCAGGACACCUGCAGAUUUCUGUGCAUCGUGCUGUGAAACCUGACCACCCUGAAGUUAUCUAUUGUUCUCCUUAGUGGAAUAUUCCUUUUGAGAGAGUGUAUAUUUUAAAAUACUGUUAGAGUUUAUGAACAUAUAUUGCAUUAAUAAAAGAUGGCUUGUGAAAUA
Mesocricetus auratus (golden hamster) is the source of this 1629-nucleotide messenger RNA. RefSeq names its product histone acetyltransferase 1 (gene Hat1). Lineage: Eukaryota; Metazoa; Chordata; Mammalia; Rodentia; Cricetidae. The record is from RefSeq and is a predicted model, not a curated record. The coding region runs from base 210 to 1451 and encodes 413 amino acids. Gene Ontology annotation, cellular component: nucleus. Gene Ontology annotation, molecular function: histone H4 acetyltransferase activity; histone binding. Gene Ontology annotation, biological process: subtelomeric heterochromatin formation. The transcript has 11 exons.